Messenger RNA from Caenorhabditis bovis, 1542 nucleotides. NCBI's taxonomy places the organism in Eukaryota, Metazoa, Nematoda, Chromadorea, Rhabditida, Rhabditidae. The record is from the annotation of a GenBank genome assembly.
AUGAUUCUUAUAAUCGUUGUCAUAUGUGUUAUUAUUGCUCUAACAAUUGGAUACUUCAAAUGGAAACACUCGUAUUGGAGCAGACGUGGAAUCGAAGGACCACCACCUUCACUCUUUCUAGGAAACUUUUAUGAUGUGUGCUCUCGUGAUAAUCCACGUCAUCAAGUUAUCUACGAAUGGUCGAAGAAAUAUGGAAAAACGUUUGGCUACUAUGAAGGAGUGAACAAGGUUUUGGUAACAAGUGAUCUGGAAAUUCUCAACGAAAUGUUCAUCAAAAAAUUUUCUGAUUUCUACGCAAGAAAGUUGACCAACAUCAUUCAUGGAAAUAUGGAAUGCCCAAAAGAAGAACCGCAAGUAAACAUUUUUACCGCUCAAGGCAACCGUUGGAAAAGAUUGAGAUCACUUGCGUCACCUGCGUUUUCGGUAAAAGCAAUGAAACAAAUUCACAGUAUUGUCGAAGAUAGUGUUCUAAAUAUGGUUCAACUGAUGUCCAAGCAUUCCGAUGACAGUUCUUUCAACAUUCAUGAAUACUUUCAAGAAUUGACAUUUGAUAUCAUUUCGAGACUUGCAAUAGGACAAACCCACAGUGAAAUGUUCAAUAAUCCAGGAACAGAACUUGCAAUCAAGAUAUUUGGAAAAUCAUUUCGUGUGUUGCCAUGGUACUUGGCGGUAAUGUUCCCACAAUUCCAAUUUAAAAUCAAACAACUUUUCUACAAUCAUAACAAUGUUAGAGGAGGUGAUAUUGGAAGAUUAGUCGCAUUUUGCAAAGAGUCGGUCUUGAAAAGAAUUCAAAAACGAAGAGAAAAUGAGGCAAAUGGCAUUGAAAACGAACAAGAUGAUUUUAUUGAUAUGUUUUUGGAGCAUCAUGUCGACGAAGUUCACGAUCUAGCAUUCGGAACAGCUGUCGAUAGAAAAGCAACAACAGAAGAUGUUAUUGGAUAUUGUAUGAUUUUCUUAUUAGCUGGAUUUGAUACAACUGCAAAUACAAUGGGUUAUGUCUCCUAUCUUCUUGCAAAACAUCCCGACGUUUUGAAAAAAGUUCAACAGGAAGUUGAUGAAGUUUGCGAAAAUGCGAAUAUAUCAUUCGAUGAUAUUAAUAAGCUCAAUUACUUGGAGGCAGUAAUCAAAGAAACAUUGAGACUCUAUCCCGUUGCUUAUUUCGCUUGCUCACGAGAAGCUGUGAAUGAUACCAUCCUCGGAAAGAUAAAAAUCGACAAAGGAACAUUUAUCGAAGCAAAUGUAAUGGCAUUGCAUAGAGAUCCAGAAGUAUGGGGAGAGAAUGCCGAAGAAUUCCACCCAGAACGUUUUUUGGAGAAAUUGGAAAAUCCAAGACAUGUCAUCUCAUGGAUUCCUUUUGGCGCCGGACCUAGACAAUGUAUUGGAAUGAGAUUAGGUUUGACAGAAGCGAAGCUUGGUUUGGCGCACCUACUGAGAAAAUAUGACAUCGUGAAAUCAGUGGACACUGAAGAAGAUUUAGUUUUGCAUGGAUGCACAACUACAUCCCCGGAAAAAGUCACAGUUCAAAUUCGAUUUCGUUAUUAA